Linum tenue is the source of this 228-nucleotide messenger RNA. NCBI's taxonomy places the organism in Eukaryota, Viridiplantae, Streptophyta, Magnoliopsida, Malpighiales, Linaceae. The record is from the annotation of a GenBank genome assembly.
GUGGUACAGAGCAAACUCGGUUGGGGCCAUUUCUCCACUGUUUGGCUCGGUUGGGACACUCAGAAAUCGCGAUAUGUAGCCCUCAAAGUUCAAAAGAGUGCUCAGCACUACAGUGAAUCUGCCAUGGAUGAGAUAACCAUCUUACAACAGGUAGCAGAAGGAGACCCAGAGGAUCAGAAAUGUGUGGUGAAGCUCUUGGAUCAUUUCAAACAUUCAGGUCCGAAUGGA